Molecule: messenger RNA, 4163 nt
Organism: Mytilus californianus (California mussel)
Lineage: Eukaryota; Metazoa; Mollusca; Bivalvia; Mytilida; Mytilidae
Product: kinesin-like protein KIF15
Exons: 6
Coding region: 193-2190 (665 amino acids)
Source: RefSeq, a predicted model, not a curated record
AAAUUUUAUUUUAUACAGGAUUUAAUAUUCAGCAGUAACAAUUACAGUGACACAAGUUCUUGUAGAAUUGUACAUAACAACUGACUCACACAGUCAACAAUAAAUUCUUCAAUGAUCAGACAUUUUAACCAACUGCUAUAGAAAACCAGGCAAGUCAACAAAGUGCAAGAAAUUUUGGGAAAUGUGUCAAAAAUGCCACCACGUAGGAGAAAAGAAAAAGAAUAUAUAUAUCCUGAAUAUUCUGACUUUGAUUCACAGGAUGAAGGUCUUGGAUCAUCAAGUACAACAUGUUCAGAGUAUAUGCCACAGAGACCCCCUCGUCGAUCACAGUUAAACCCAGCUUCAAAAUCCUCAGUGAUAAAUAUUCCAGAUCUAAAGCGGUUAAAUAAAAACUCUUUAUUGUUAGUUUUGCUAUUAGGAUUAUUGGUAUUUAAUGUUUUCUUGUACAUAAAAGUUGAUACAUUACAGUCCAACACUCAAAGUUUGCUGGAAAAAAUUAAUCAGUUAGAUAAUGUAUCAGAUGAAAAGUUUUCUUUCCUUUUUGGUGACACACAGACUUACUCAGAAUCAAUUAAAACAAUGGCAAAAAUUGAGGACAGAAUAAAAAAUGCUAAUAAUGAAAAGGAUGAUAUUCUAAUGUCAGUUGGAUUAAUAAGAAAUGAUGUUGAAGUGCUCGGAAAGAACUUAACAAAAAUGAAUGAAACAUUAAAAAAGGAAAAGUCUGAUUUAAAUAUUUUAGUUGAAGAGAUUGAAACUGUUAAGUCAGAACAAGAAAAUGUUAGGGCAAUUCAGGGAGAUAUUGAGAUUGUAAGAAAGUCGGCUGAAAACUGUCUCUCUUUAAAAGAUGAUCUCACUUUCAAAGCAGAUAGAAUAACAAUGAUGAAUACCCAAAUGGAAAAAAUAAGCAAAGAUUCAUCAUUUUUACAGCAAGAACACAACCGGUUCAGUCAAAAGUUACAGGAAUUUGGAACUAAGUUGACGGAGGAAAGUAAUUUGUUAGAUACAAAUACAGAAGAAGUGGCACAGUUAAAAGAAGUUACUCAGCAGUUAAAUGUGAGCUCUAGAAAACUAAAUGAUUCCUUUGUUGUCUUAGGAACUGUAAUUGCUAACUGUAGUGAACAAAUGGACAAAUGUAAAGAAACAGCUGAAAGGAUGGAAUUAAUUAUUAGAAAUGAGACUUUCUUAAACAGUUCCUUUAAAGUAUUAGAAAAAGAAAUGGAAAUUUUAAUUACUAAUAUGUCUACCUUCAAUGGUGACUUAAGCACAGAAUCAAAAAGGUUUGACAACUUAAAGCUGUUAUUGAAAACUGUACAAGAAAAACAGGGAGAAAUUAAGAUGAUGGAUUCUAAAUUAGAUGAGGCACAGCAGUCAGUCAGUCAUUUAGAAAAAGAUCUAAUAAAACAUGUUAAAGAGAUUGAAAAAUAUCAAAAAGAAUUUCCUUCCAUCUCAAAAAUACCAGACAGAGUACAGACCUUGAAUGAAACUAUAGGAAUAUUAAGUAUUGAUAUUGAAGACAAAUGGGUACUGGUACAGAGAAUGGCUGUUGUUUUUGUCCUACUUGUUUUGUCCAUAUGUGGUGGUCAGUUUUACAACAGAAAGAACAAGAUUGAUGAAAUGGAUAAAAAAAUACAAUAUCUAACAGAAAACAAGGAUAAACCAUCUUUGCAAUAUGAGUCACUUAGUAUUGUUGAGCAAAUAAAGAGAACACAACCAGAGGAACUUGGGAACAAGUUCUGUGUAAUUAGUUUCAGUCAAGAAACACACAACAAACAUAGAAGAAUAACAAGACCUAGUGUGGAGGGUCGACUGAGGAUUAAAAAAAUGGACGAAGCAGAUUUCGUGGUAACCAAUGAUAAAAGUGUGUUGAAUAUACCCCGCUGUAAAGUCCUAUUGGUAUUUGUGGACCACAAUCAAAAAGAUGUGAUUUUAGAGACCCCAGGUGAAGAUGAAGAAGAUAUCAAACUAUUAACAGUACAGGCCUGUCGUAAAAUCGGAGCCGAUGUGUUUGUGAUAUACGUUGGUGAUGAAGGAUCAGAAACACUAAUGGCAGGGUGUCUGUACAAUCCACAGUUAACUACAGUAGCGGAACAUUUUGAGCUCAAACAACUUGAGCAGAGAAAUAGAGUUAUUACAUGCCACGAGAAGUUCACCAUCACACAGCGAGAGAAGGUAGCACAGGCUAUUGCUUAAUUAGAUCAUAGCUGCAACCUGUUGCGUAAAUUUUGUUGAUGAAGUAUCUGCCCUCAGUUUGUUACACCAGCAUUUAAAUGCUUGAUUUGAGGUGAAAUAUUUAUAUUACAUGUAUGGUAGAUGAUGAAGGAGCAAAGUCACUGAUGAUAACAUUCAAUCCAGAUAAACAAGUUUCAGAACAUUUUAUACUUGAACAACUGGAGCAGAGAGACAUAUAACUGUUACUGUAUAAUGUUUUAUGAGGAGUUCACUGUUUCACAAGGAGAGAAGGUACAAAUGUAGUGCAGACAGUUAUGUUGAAAAAAAUUUAUGUGUUCAGAACUUUCAAUGAUGAAAGAAUUACAUAUGUAUUCAAAGAGCGCUAACAAGAUAUUGUUUAUACAAAAAAAAAUAUCAAUGUUGGAUUCAAUAAUCUGACCUUUCCUUUUUAGCUCACCUGGCCCAGAGAACCAAGUGAGCUUUUCUCAUCACUUGGCGUGCGUCGUCGUCCGUUAACUUUUACAAAAAUCUUUAUCUUUGAAACUACUGGACCAAAUUUAACCAAACUUGGCCACAAUCAUCAUUGGGGUAUCUACGGUAGUUUCAAAAAUGUGUCCAAUGACCGACUGUAGACUGUCACUUAAUAGGAGUGAUUGCCCUUUAAUGAGAAUUUUUUUUACCCUCUUUUGUGUUUUGAGCAAAAACUAAAGAAGAUAGAGAGAAACUAAACAGACCAAAUGAUUAGCACUACAAGAUCAACAAAACAGAGAUUUUUGUCAUGAAUUCUAUUCUCGUCUACAAUAUUAGAGAGUGUCUUUUGUUGAAUAUGCACAUAGACCAAGGUGAGUGACACAGUACUAAGUAAUUUAUAAUUUGAUAUAAUAUAAUAUGAAGCCCCAAUAACAGUAAGAAAACCAAUGAAAAGAAAAAUCAAACUAUUAGUGAAUCCAAAAUCGUUAAAUUUUACAUCAAUGAUAAUUCACGGGGCUUUCAUAUACUCCUUUUAAAAUAUUGUGCUACCUUGACAUAGACAAAGUUAGAUGCCAACAAAGAAAUGAUAACCAUAUGUCAUAAUAUGGUAUGUUUGUUGAUCUCCUGACCGUCCAUAGAUUUUUAUGAAAUAUAUGAUUCAACUUAUAUACUCAGAAUUUCAAUAAGAGAUUAUGCCUAAAUUCAAUAUGGCUACCAUAGCAAAGAGAAUUUUCUUUUGACUGUAUGGGAAAUUCAUGAAAUCAAUUACUGCUCAGCAAAAUAUUUUCUUAUUUGACCAAAAUGAUCCCUGUGAUAUUUACCAUGAUAUGAUUGCUGUGAUGCAUUUGUUUUAAUCUAGAAACGAGAAAUUAUUUGAAUCUGGAAUAAUUUUGAAUUCUGGAAAAUUGAUGAGAAAUGUAUGAUGAAAACUAACCCAACUAAAUAGGUGUGCAUGGCUAAGGUCAAUUUUACUUUCACUGAUAAAUCAGUAUAAUUCUUAUAUGAUUUGCAUAUUAGGGAAUAUGUUGAUAUGGUUGGUUGAGAGGACUUCAGGUAAUUGUUCUUUACGUUGUAUAUUUUUCGAUAGACGACAUUGCAUGACCGAACUUCUUUUUGUAACCAAUGUAAACAAGAUGGCGGCGAUAAUGACACAAUCAGGAUCAAUGUUAACAAAAUUUAUUUUCACUUCGCGUUAAUCGUUAAAUUAAAUAAUAAACACAACAUUCGUUUGAAUGAUAAUAAGAGUUUUUGUAGUUUAUUUUUUUAUCAGAUUGCAAAUUUCAUGGAGUACAUAUUUUUGCGUUAACCAACAAAUAUAUUCAUGCGCCAGGGCUAUUCAAUGACACAAAUAUACAAUUAAUGUGUGAUAGAGGUUACGAGUGUGGAAAAAUAAAUUCCUUAUCUCCAAUUUUAAAGAGUUAUAAGGAUUAAAUGCCUAUUUAAAGGAAUUUAUUGGUGUAUAAACUGUACCAAGUCACUCACAAACAUAUCAUAAAAGUCCUUCGGACUUUUAUUUGUUUGUG